Molecule: messenger RNA, 2719 nt
Organism: Alosa alosa (allis shad)
Lineage: Eukaryota; Metazoa; Chordata; Actinopteri; Clupeiformes; Clupeidae
Gene: sagb
Product: S-antigen; retina and pineal gland (arrestin) b
Exons: 16
Coding region: 160-1320 (386 amino acids)
Biological process (GO): signal transduction; G protein-coupled receptor internalization
Cellular component (GO): photoreceptor outer segment; photoreceptor inner segment
Molecular function (GO): G protein-coupled receptor binding
Source: RefSeq, a predicted model, not a curated record
GGUGGGGCUGCGGCAGUGGUCGUCACUCGGGGCACCUUACAAAUAGCCCUGACCAAUCACCCUGUCCCACUCUCAACAGCCACCCUCUGCAUCAACUCAACAGAUCCUCCAGUGGUAACUCCAUACACCUGUGUUGUUGGUGUAUAAAAAGUAGACACCAUGAGUCCUAAACAUGUUGUCUUCAAGAAGCUCUCCAGGGACAAGUCUGUGGGUGUUUAUAUGGCAAAGAGAGACUUUGUGGAUCAUUGUGACUCUGUGGACCCUGUAGAUGGAGUUGUAUUGGUCGAUCCGGAACAAGUAAAAGGCAAAAAAGUGUUCGUGAUGCUAUCAUGCACAUUCCGUUAUGGGAGGGACGACAUGGAUGUGAUGGGUAUAGGAUUUCGGCGGGACAUCUUCCUGACUACGCGACAGGUGUACCCGCCCCUUGAAGACAGGGAGCGGAGCACACACACCCAAAUGCAGGAGAAACUCCUGCGCAAACUCGGGCAUGAUGCCUACCCAUUCUUCUUCGAGUUUCCAGACAACCUGCCCUGCUCAGUUUGCCUUAAGCCUGGAUCCAAUGAUGUUGGAAAGCACUGUGCAGUGGAGUUUGAGGUGAAGGCUUUCUGUGGAGAAACCCAGGAUGAGAAGGCCCAAAAGAGGAGCUCAGUGCGUUUGGCCAUUAGGAAGAUCCAGUAUGCCCCUGAAGCAGGUUCAGAGCCCCCUGUUGGUGAGACCACCUGUGAGUUUGUCAUGUCUGAGAAACCCCUGCACAUGAAGGUCCAACUGGACAAAGACACAUACUACCAUGGGGAGCCAAUCAACAUCCAUGUGGACAUUAGCAAUAGCUCUGGCAAAGAUGUCAAAGACCUUUCCGUUUCAGUGGAACAGGUGACCCAAGUGGUGCUCUAUUCCAAUGACAAAUAUGUGAAGUCAGUGGCGGCGUCUGAGGAGAACAAAAACGUGAUUCCUGCGGGCACCUCAUUUAAGAAGAGCUAUACGCUCGUGCCACUGCUGGCCAAUGCCCGCGAGAGGCGGGGGCUGGCACUGGAUGGCAAGCUGAAGCAUGAGGACACCAACCUCGCCUCCUCCAGCAUUGUGAAGGAAGAGGUGCUGAAGGAGGUCCUGGGGAUGCUGGUGUCCUACAGAGUGGCCGUCAGAGUGCUGGCUGCAGGGUUAAUUGGAUCAAGUGAGGUCGCUGUGGAGGUGCCAUUCCGACUCAUGCACCCCAAACCUGACCCAGAGAAAGAGAGUGAGGGAGAUCUUGAGUUUCAGGAGUUCAAGCGCGUCUACCUGAAGGGCAUCAUCGGGGAGGAGGAGGACUCCCCUGCCGAGGGCUGAGAAACACGGGCACGGGUUGGAGCGUGGGGGUGUGGGGGUAUCAGGCACAGGAGCUCGGCAUCUCCACCUGGCGCACCUCACUGCCCCCUCAUCCCCACCUCGGACAGAAAGACGUCGACCGUCUCAGGAGUCGACCUAGAAAGGAGUCUGCUGAAAAACAGUCUGGACCUGCUGAGAGUAAUAUGCUUCCAUAGCCAGCUGUAGGUGUCUAGGUAGCCAUAGGUCUAAUACUGUCUGACGCUCAGCAGAGGUUGAUGUGUGUGAUCCACAAUACAUCUUGGGAGAGAAACGUCUUCAUUAGAGGGCCAGAGAUUUUUGGACAAAGCAGUUGGUCUUAUUCACCAUCCUGCUGCAGCCAACCACCAGAAUCUGAAUAAUGGGCAGCCGUGGCCUACUGGUUAGCACUUCGGACCUGUAACCGGAGGGUUGCCGGUUCGAACCCCGACCAGUAGUGCUGAAGUGCCCUUGAGCAAGGCACCUAACCCCUCACUGCUCCCCGAACGCCGCUGUUGUUGCAGGCAUCUUGGACAUUAUAUACUUAGUUUGGUACUUUCCUCGAAGAGGAAUAUCACAUAGGGCUCAUGUAUUGUAACUGAAAUGUUUCUUCUUUUCUUCAAAAAAUAGUGUACUGAAAUUGUUGACAUUCAUGAUAUAAACUAUUUGAUUACUUACAUGUAUGUUUGUAUUUUAUUGGGUUGUAACUUGUGUAAUGUAUAUAGAGAUGAAACAUAUUUCACCCCACUGCGCCGGGAUUAGUGUGUGCUUCACCUCACUGUGUGCUGUGUGUGUUUCACUAAUUCACGGAUUGGGAUAAAUGCUGAGACCAAAUUUCCCUCACAGGAUUAAAAGAGUAUAUAAACUUAUGCUAUACUUAAAUCCUUCCAUAAACAGGAUGUACUACAGUAGCCCCCCACCCCCACCAUCCGUGACAGUGGUUGAACAUGACAGAUGUUGUAGCGUGAAGAGCCAUAGGCUCCCGUAUGUACGCUGUGCGUUAUGGGUUUUAUGUUUCUCCUGUAUGAAGGCCUCUUUGUCUGUCCCACCAUCACAGGCUACACAGCUCCAUAUGCGCUGAUUUUUUCCAGACCUCUUUGAAAGCAACACCAAGCGAAAUAUUCCCAUAUGCACUAUGUUCUAUUUUAGACAAUACCUUCCCAGUGGAGCACGCCACAUAGACCUAUUUUAAGGCUUGUAGGAGGUUCUAGGCAGAGUAAAUGGAUUUGUGAAUGUAUAUAAAUACUUAUGGACAUCUUGGACAUUAUAUACUUAGUUUGGUACUUCACUUGAAGAGGAAUAUCACAUAGGGCUCAUGUAUUGUAACUGAAAUGUUUCUUCUUUUCUUCAAAAAGUAGUGUACUGAAAUUGUUGACAUUCAUGAUAUAAACUAUUUGAUUACUUA